Molecule: messenger RNA, 1034 nt
Organism: Annulohypoxylon maeteangense
Lineage: Eukaryota; Fungi; Ascomycota; Sordariomycetes; Xylariales; Hypoxylaceae
Product: putative U-snRNP-associated cyclophilin
Exons: 8
Coding region: 179-724 (181 amino acids)
Biological process (GO): protein peptidyl-prolyl isomerization; protein folding
Cellular component (GO): intracellular membrane-bounded organelle
Molecular function (GO): peptidyl-prolyl cis-trans isomerase activity
Source: RefSeq, a predicted model, not a curated record
AGUCGAUCACUUUAACUUCCCGCUUUCCGAAACUUCACCACCGUAACCGAAGCCGAAAUAGCUUUUUCAAAUUCUUCACCUUAGCUACCGAUUUCGGCAAUCCUAUCCCAUCCCCCGAACGAACACACCAUCACGCUACACGCGAUUCAAGUUUCAAUUACCUCUCCACAUUGCCGAGAUGGCGCCCACACAGCUUCCGGCUUCCGGGAAUCCUUUGGUCUUCUUUGACAUUUCUCUAGGAGGUGAGCCUCUUGGCCGCAUUACAUUUGAACUCUUCAAGGAUGUUGUGCCUCGCACCGCCGAGAACUUCCGUCAAUUCUGUACCGGCGAGUACAAAGACAGAAGCCAGAGCCAGGGCUACAAGGGAAGCAAAUUCCAUCGAAUCAUCCAAGGCUUCAUGAUCCAAGGUGGAGACUUCAUCAAUGGUGAUGGUACUGGAAGCGUCUGCAUCUACGGAACCCAGCAAUUCCCGGACGAAAACUUCUCUCUCAAGCACAACCAGAAGGGACUGCUUUCUAUGGCCAACUCCGGUCCCAACACCAAUGCUUGUCAAUUCUUCAUCACCACCACGGCCACCCCUCAUCUUGACGGGAAGCAUGUUGUCUUCGGCAAGGUUGUCGACGGUAUCGAAGUAGUUGAUAUGAUGGAAAAGACUAAGACUGGUCGACGUGGACGGGACAUCCCUGAUAUUGACGUCGUCAUCGCUCAAUGUGGCGAGAUGUGAAGGACUAAAAAUCCUUACUUAAUCAACGAAAUCAACAAAAUAUCAUAUUUAUGCCAUCAAUAAAAGUAAUAUUUAGACACUUAAGAUAGGCCUCUCAAAUUGGCCCUAGAGAUACGAAGCAAAGUUGCCGUCGAGAAAUCCGAUACCUCAACAUAUAGAAAACCAGCAUGCUUCAAAUUAAUUCCUCCGAGCCUUAUUCAUCCUCCAACACUGUGGUGUAUAUAUUGAUUAGGUAACAUGCUAUUGAAUGGAGAGAUGUUCCAGUCUCAAUCCAAAGUAUCUUUCGAGGUCUUCCCGGUUCGUCUCGUGC